GACAAAGAGGCGGUCUCAGCAGUCACCAUUUUAUCAGCUAAGAUUUCCCUUCCAAUGGCAAAACGCUCAGCAUAUUUUUCAUGAGCGUUGAUAAUGUGACCGUUAACUCGUCCGAUUCUUUUUUCCAACUACUGCAAAACUCACUGACUCGCUGAACUCGUCAUGGCUUCGGUUCUCAAGCCACCACCCUACUUUCACCGUAACUGUAUCUCCAUCUCCUCCUCUUCCUCCCCUGUGAUCUUAUCUUCUCCCUUCCAGCGAACGACGUCGCUCCAAGUUCGCUUUUGCGCGUUGAGGACCGGGUCCGACGGGGGAAGAAUCGGGAGCCAGGAAUCUUACGGGGCCGAUAUGCUAAGGAAGCCGAGCAUAUUGCCACCGAAGGACAGUGGUGGAAUUUCGGAAGAAGAAGAGGGCGGUGAGGGCAAAAGAAAGAGAGGUAAUUGGAUUGAUUGGGAAGAUAGAAUUUUAGAGGACACGGUUCCUCUCGUUGGCUUCGUUAGAAUGAUUCUUCAUUCUGGCAAAUAUGAAAGUGGAGAUAGAUUAAGUCCAGAGCAUGAAAAGACGAUUCUCGAUCGGUUGCUUCCAUACCACCCAGAGUGUGAGAAGAAAAUUGGAUGUGGAAUUGAUUAUAUUACAGUUGGUUACCAUCCUGACUUUGAAGGCUCAAGAUGUUUGUUCAUAGUUCGAAAAGAUGGAGAAAUGGUUGACUUUUCUUACUGGAAAUGCAUCAAAGGCCUGAUCAGAAAAAACUAUCCUCUAUAUGCGGACAGCUUCAUUCUCAGACAUUUUCGACGGCGUAGACGGAGUUGAUGAGGGUAAUAUUCUGAACUUGUCAACCACUUUAUGUUAUUAUGUCAGGUUGGUUGCCAUCCUGACUUUGAAGGCUUAAGAUGUUUGUUCAUAGUUUGGAAAGACGGAGAACUGGUUGACUGUUCUUGCUGGAAAUGCAUCAAAGGCCUGAUCAGGAAAAACUAUCCUCUCUAUGUAGACUGCUUUAUUCUCAGACAUUUCUGACAGCAUAGAUGGAGUUGACGAGGUUAAUACUUUGAACUUGUCAACCACUUUAUGUUGUUAUGUUUAGAGGAUUUUUUUUUAAUUUUGUUCUUAUUGUUUGUAAUUUGUCAUAUUAAUGAGCUCAAAUAACAUUGUAGAAAUUAAAAGUAAUUAUUGAAAAAUCUUAAAAUUUGAAUGGUGGGUGUAGUUUCUA
This is a messenger RNA of Theobroma umbraticum, 1207 nucleotides long. RefSeq names its product DCL-like protein. Gene Ontology annotation, biological process: chloroplast rRNA processing; chloroplast organization. Gene Ontology annotation, cellular component: chloroplast. The record is from RefSeq and is a predicted model, not a curated record. NCBI's taxonomy places the organism in Eukaryota, Viridiplantae, Streptophyta, Magnoliopsida, Malvales, Malvaceae.